AUGCCCCCGCCGACCGCCGCGGCGGCGGCCGACCCCGCCGCGUUCCCCGCGGCCUUCCUCUCCGUCCCGUCCCCGUUCCUCCCCUCCACCCCGCCGCUCCCCGCCCCCCUCGCCCCCUCCCACGCCUCCUUCCUCCCCCGCGCCCGCGCGCGGGGGCCCCGCCCGCUCGCCGUCUCCGUCUCCGUCUCCGUCACGGGCCCGACCUCCACCGCCGCCUCCCGGCUCCACCACAUGUGGGCCGAGUUCGCCCGCUUCGUGCGCCUCCACGGCAACCAAAUCGCGCCGCUCGGCUUCGCGUCCCUCGGUUCAGCCCUUGGCGGCGGCGGCGGCUGCGGCGGGGAAGGCGGCGGGGGAGGCGGCGGUGGCGGGGAUGCGGACGGGGCGGCGGUCGAGGAGGAAGGCGUGGCGCGGGCCCAGGCGCCGAAGAAGGUGCUGAUCCUCAUGAGCGACACCGGCGGCGGCCACCGCGCCUCCGCCGAGGCCAUCAAGUCCGCCUUCGCCCAGGAGUACGGCGACGACUACCAGGUAUUCGUCACAGAUUUGUGGACCGAACAUACUCCGUGGCCUUUCAACCAACUUCCCAGAAGCUAUAGUUUCUUGGUGAAACAUGGACCCUUGUGGAAGAUGACAUACUAUGGUACUGCACCACGAGUAAUUCAUCAGCCACAUUUUGCUGCAACAGCGACAUUCAUAGCGAGAGAGGUUGCCAAAGGUCUAAUGAAAUACCAACCAGACGUUAUUAUCAGUGUACAUCCUUUAAUGCAACAUGUCCCCCUUCGUGUUCUGCGGUCCAGAGGUUUACUGGAUAAGAUUCCAUUCACAACGGUUAUCACAGACCUGAGCACUUGUCACCCAACAUGGUUUCACAAGCUUGUGACCAGAUGUUACUGUCCAUCAGCUGAGGUGACUAAGAGAGCACUAAAAGCUGGACUGCAACCUUCACAAAUUAAAGUCUAUGGCCUCCCUGUACGCCCAUCUUUUGUCAAACCUGUUCCACCGAAGGAUGAGCUACGUAGGGAGUUAGGUAUGGAUGAAUAUUUGCCUGCUGUUCUAUUAAUGGGUGGGGGUGAAGGGAUGGGUCCUAUUGAAGCCACUGCUAGAGCGCUUGAUAAUUCUUUAUAUGACGAAAGCCUUGGGGGACCCAAGGGUCAAAUACUUAUAAUAUGUGGACGCAAUAAGAAGUUGACUAACAGGUUGCAGUCAAUCAAUUGGAAAGUUCCCGUUCAGGUGAAAGGUUUCGUUACAAAGAUGGAAGAAUGCAUGGGUGCUUGUGAUAGUAUCAUUACAAAGGCGGGGCCUGGUACAAUUGCAGAGGCGAUGAUUCGUGGCCUCCCCAUUAUUCUAAAUGGUUAUAUCGCCGGACAGGAAGCUGGCAAUGUUCCCUACGUUGUUGAAAAUGGAUGCGGAAGGUUCUCCAAAUCUCCAGAACAUAUCGCAAAGAUUGUUGCUGAUUGGUUUGGCCCCAGGUCAGAUGAGCUCCAAGUAAUGUCGCAAAAUUGCCUCAAACUAGCUCGCCCAGAUGCGGUGUUUAAAAUUGUUCACGAUCUACAUGAGUUAGUCAGGCAAAAGUCUUUUGUACCAGAAUAUGCAUGUGCAACAUAAUCUCCUACUGUCUCUUUUGAAUUUAGUUAGUUUUAUUCUUUUUGUGCGGCACUAGUCAUAGUUAUUUGUGAGGAUUGAAAAUAUCAAUUGAUUUGCAAUUGUUAGCAUGAAUGGGAAAGUAACCUGAAAAAAGUGCGAAACAUUUGGGACUAUUUCUUACUGA
Messenger RNA from Lolium rigidum, 1765 nucleotides. Its product is annotated as probable monogalactosyldiacylglycerol synthase 1, chloroplastic. Gene Ontology annotation, biological process: glycolipid biosynthetic process. The transcript is spliced from 8 exons. Lineage: Eukaryota; Viridiplantae; Streptophyta; Magnoliopsida; Poales; Poaceae. Bases 1 to 1602 code for a protein of 533 amino acids. Gene Ontology annotation, molecular function: hexosyltransferase activity. The record is from RefSeq and is a predicted model, not a curated record.